Messenger RNA from Trichoderma harzianum CBS 226.95, 853 nucleotides. RefSeq lists its product as hypothetical. Gene Ontology annotation, molecular function: adenylylsulfate kinase activity; ATP binding. NCBI's taxonomy places the organism in Eukaryota, Fungi, Ascomycota, Sordariomycetes, Hypocreales, Hypocreaceae. The record is from RefSeq and is a predicted model, not a curated record. The coding region runs from base 122 to 853 and encodes 243 amino acids. The transcript has a single exon. Gene Ontology annotation, biological process: sulfate assimilation.
UUCCUCCUCGUCUAAAGCAAACAAGCGAUUCAGCCUUUGUCAAUUCAUCUCACAAUGGCCACGUGCGUACCCCAACGUAACCACCUUUGCCCCUCCCCCGCCUUGCAACACUUCAGAUGAAAUGUCACGAUGCUAUCUUCAACCCUCACCAAACCACCAUAAUUAUCUGCCAUUGAAUCAUCACCACCACCACGAAUACUCCAAACAAAAGCUAACUCCCAACAUCAGCAACAUCACUUGGCAUCCCUCCCUCUCCCGCCGCGAGCGCAACCAGCUCCGCAACCAGCGCGGCCUCACCAUCUGGCUCACAGGCCUCUCCGCCUCCGGCAAAUCCACCGUCGCCACCGCCCUCGAGCAGCACCUCCUCCACCUAGGCCUCGCCGCCUACCGCCUCGACGGCGACAACGUCCGCUUCGGCCUCAACAAGGACCUCGGCUUCUCCGAAAAGGACCGCAACGAGAACAUCCGCCGCAUCUCCGAGGUCGCGAAGCUCUUCGCCGACGCCUCCACCAUCGCAAUCACCUCCUUCAUCUCGCCCUACCGCGCCGACCGCGACCUCGCCCGUGAGCUGCACGCCAAGACGGAGCAGGACGGCGACGAGCCUAUUCCCUUUGUCGAGGUCUUUGUCGACGUGCCCCUCGAGGUGGCCGAGCAGCGCGACCCCAAGGGUCUCUACAAGAAGGCUCGUGCUGGCGAGAUCAAGGAGUUCACUGGCAUUUCGGCUCCUUAUGAGGAGCCUGUCAACGCUGAGAUUACAAUCAAGACGCAUGAGAACACGGUUGAGGAGUGCGUUGCGCAAAUCACAAACUGGCUCAUCGCCAAGGGCUACGUCAAGAGUGAGGUCAAGAACUAG